Molecule: messenger RNA, 852 nt
Organism: Metarhizium acridum CQMa 102
Lineage: Eukaryota; Fungi; Ascomycota; Sordariomycetes; Hypocreales; Clavicipitaceae
Source: RefSeq, a predicted model, not a curated record
AUGGUUCUCACCCCAGCUAACCGCCUGUACAUCCGCCGCAUCCUCCGCCUGCGUGUUACCCGGGUAGCAGUAUGCCUGUUCCUACUCUUCAACUUUAUCGACGUGCUCCGUAUCCAUCACAACCUCAGUCACGGCGAUGUGCAACGUCGAUCCAACCCCCCUGGCCCUGGGCCGUCGCGGCCGCACGAGCGAAUCUAUAUUGCCAGCAUGCACUUCAACAAUGGCGCCAUCCUGAAGAGCCAUUGGAACGACGCCGUCAUUGGGUUGACAGAGACAUUUGGUCCCAAGAAUGUGUUUGUCAGUAUAUUCGAAAGCGGCAGCUGGGACGACAGCAAGGAGGUUCUGCGGGAGCUGGAUCGCGAUCUAGAAAGAAGAGGUGUCCCGCACCGCGUGGAGGUGUCUGAUGUGACCCAUCAGGACGAGUUGGACAGUGCGGACAAGGGCGACGGUUGGAUUGAUACGCCGAGAAAGAAGAAGGAAUUGCGCCGCAUCCCGUACCUGUCAAGAUUGAGGAAUAAGACAAUCAAGGAUCUGCUGCAUCUUCAUAAGCAGGGUGUUGAGUUUGACAAGGUGCUGUUUCUCAACGACGUGGUAUUCACGGUGGAAGAUGUACUGACAUUGAUGGACACGAAUGGAGUCGUUAUGCCCGCCGAGCCAUUCGUCUCCUCAACCAAGCUCCGCUUCCGUGGCGUCCCCGACUCCCUAGCGAAUUACCACCUAGAAGGCUCCGAAUGUUGCCUCAUACACGCCGACAAUCCUCUCUCCAGAACACUCGGCGUCUAUCUCAACCCCAAAGUUAAAACGCUGGACAUCAAUUACAUUGGAAGGGGUGGUUGUACGAUCAAGGGUUAG